Molecule: messenger RNA, 360 nt
Organism: Leptosomus discolor (cuckoo roller)
Lineage: Eukaryota; Metazoa; Chordata; Aves; Leptosomiformes; Leptosomidae
Source: RefSeq, a predicted model, not a curated record
GCCACCCCGCGGCCUCCUCGCAGGGGCCCGCGCUCGCCGUCGGGGGUGCUGUGGUGUCCUCUCUCCUCGCAGGCUGAAGUGGAGGAAACCCUCAGGAGGGUGCAAGCCCACAAAGGGGUCGCUGCGACUGUCGUUGUAAACGCCGAAGGAAUUCCAAUAAGAACAACUCUUGAUAAUUCUACGACAGUCCAGUAUGCAGGUCUUCUUCAUCAGCUCACCAUGAAAGCUAGGAGCACAGUGAGAGAUAUCGAUCCUCAGAAUGAUCUCACCUUUCUUAGGAUCAGAUCAAAGAAACAUGAAAUUAUGGUAGCUCCAGAUAAGAACUAUCUCCUGAUCGUUAUUCAGAACCUUUGCGAAUAG